AAUUGAAAGUAGAUGCAGCCUGUGGAAUAUGACGACUCUUUCACAAAUUGACGACCCUUAAGAGCUGGUAAGAUUGAGAAAAUGUUCAUCAUAAAGACAGGAGAAAUGUGGCUAGAGGAAUUUCGUAGUUGAAUAAGGGAAAACCUUUCUUCCAGUGAAAGACAAAGAAUGGGAGAUGAAAGUCCAACCCUUUUGAGGCCUGAAGCCUUAGAAUGGCAUUGUUCAAACACUGAUUGGCAGCUUGACACACACACAAAAGUCAUGCCAAGUUCACCAUCACCUUUUGUUACCCUUGAAGAAAUUGCACCAAGUAAUGAUAUUAUAUCAGAUGGAAAACAAACCCAAGACUCUGAAAUGUUUAUGUUGAGACCUUGGAUUAAAGAGUCAAGAAGAACAUCAGGAUUUUUAUCAGUUGGGAAAAAUGUGAGACGAUACUACAAGCAAAUGGAAGAGACAAAAAUUACUUUUGAUCAGAUCAAAGAAAAUGACUCUGAAGCAUCAUUCAAUAGCAGCUCUGAAGAAGAUAAACAGUCUGAAAAAGUGUCAACUGCAGUGAAAUUGAGUUUGUUCCUUAACACUGCCCUAAUAAUUGCUAAAGCUGUUGCUUCAUAUCUUUCUGGUUCUAUGUCCAUCCUUUCUAGCUUGGUAGACAGCAUUGUAGAUUUGGUGUCAGGUGUUGUUGUGUGGUAUACAAGUCGUGCUGUUAAGGGCACUGAUUACUACAAAUACCCUGUGGGAAAAACCCGCUUGGAGCCAAUCAGCAUCAUAGUCUUAUCAGUCAUAAUGGCUGUGGCUUCAAUACAAGUGAUAAUCACAUCUAUCACAAGGAUGAUUGAACACACAGUUGAUCCUGAUAUUUCAACUCCCACAAUUGUAAUUAUUGGUGCAACUGUCUUCAUCAAAGGGGCUAUGUUUCUUUACUGUCAUCAAAUAAAGAAACCCUCAACAGAUGUUUUAGCUCAAGAUCAUAGGAAUGACAUAGUUUCAAACUCUUUUGCCUUAGGAUUUGGUUACAUUGGUUACAAAGUAUGGCCUAAUGCUGAUGCAUUGGGUGCUAUAAUGAUAAGUCUUUAUAUAGUUAUAGGGUGGUAUAGAACUGGUAAGGAGCAGAUACGUGGCCUGACAGGCCAUACUGCUCAACCAGCCAUGUUACAAAAGCUUCUGUGGGUUUGUUUGAAUCAUGACACAAGAAUUCAGUUUAUUGACACAUUAAGAGCAUAUCAUUUUGGCUUCCAUUUUCUUGUAGAGGCCCAUAUUGUCUUACCACCCAACAUGACACUUGAAGAAGCUCAUGACAUUGGGGAAUCACUUCAAAGGAAGUUAGAAAGUUACUCAGAUGUAGAACGAGCAUUUGUUCAUAUUGACUAUGAUUAUGAACAUCAUCCAAGUGUUGAACAUAAAAUAGGACAUGGGCACAGUGCUGAUACUACUCCUGAACAAAAACAGGUGGAUGACACUCUUUGAAUCAAGAAAAGUAUUAUUUUGAGUGGUAAACCUGUCAUAAAGAUAUAAUUUUACAGAAGGACAUGACAAAUCUCAUAACAUAUAGUGAUCAUGGUGAUUAAGAAGGUUGAGUGCUGCACUAUGUGCUUCUAUUUUUCCCUGGGUGUGUUGCAAUAUUUAGACUUGGAAUACAAGUUGACUGCUUAGUUAAUGUAGGUUUUGCAGAAUAAGGGUAUAAGGAAAAAAAAGCUCCAUUUUGAAUUGUGGAUGGUUAUCUGGCCUAGUAAUGUGUCUCUAUGAAUUGUACAAAGAAAUGAACAAUGACCAAAGUACAAAGAAAUUACAGAUUUCAGACAUUGUUUUUGAUUCCAUAUUUUGGCAGUCAACCAUUCUCUAAAUGGCCAAUAUUCUCACUUCAAGAACCCUGAAAUCAGAUGUGUGGAAAGCUCUCUUCAGAUUAAGAAGUUUUUUUAAAGGGCUAGGGUUCACACAAUCAAUUGAAGCAAAAAUUUCAUCCAACAGUUGCUUCACAUAGAAGCUCACUCUAAUCCACUGCCUUAGGACGCAGAAAGGAUGGUUGACAAUUCUUGGUGCAGGCAGGUGCAUGUUAAUUCACAUUCAUGUUCUUGUUUGCCUUUGCUGUUAUAAAUUACUAGCAAUUGCAGAAUUAAUAUGUUACUCAAAACUGUGUCUAAAUGUUGUUGAUGGGUAAGUGUGUGAUGGGGAAACCCUCUUUAAAAAGAAAGCAGCAGAAGACAUUGAAGUAGAGAUUUUAAAACAAAUUUAGGAAAUUUACCUUUAAUAUAAGUAGCUGAUUUAAUCAUCUUACAAGUCUUUGUUGCAUUUGGAAAGUACAUCGGGACAAAGUAAUGGAACAUAGAUCAGAGGGACCCUCAUGACAGAUCAAGAUGAGCUUUAUUUGUGAAACCCUUUCAACUUGAAGGUUUCCUUUGUGUGAUACAAACAUCAACACAACAGCCACAUGCUGUGAAACAAAUCAAAGCUUAAAUCUUCAUUUGGAAGGAUUUCAUAAAUUAAGCCUUCCCCCCUAAACCAUACAUACGUAUUCUAAACCACUUAAGGCAGGUCACCUGUGAUUUACCAGUAAUACAUUGAAUAGCAACAUAUCCAUCUUCACAUGAAGCAAAUCUCAACAA
Molecule: messenger RNA, 2600 nt
Organism: Pocillopora damicornis (cauliflower coral)
Lineage: Eukaryota; Metazoa; Cnidaria; Anthozoa; Scleractinia; Pocilloporidae
Biological process (GO): monoatomic cation transport; transmembrane transport
Cellular component (GO): membrane
Molecular function (GO): monoatomic cation transmembrane transporter activity
Source: RefSeq, a predicted model, not a curated record